GCCACACAUAGCCCCUCGCCGUCCCCCCCCCCCCAAUGUUCCAGCCUCUUCCCGGAGCUGCGCAGGGCAGGCACGCAGGAAGCAUGCCCUGCUCCUGAUGCACGUCCGGCCGGAGCCACUCUGGUAAACACUGGGGGAGGGCGGGGGGGCUGCGAGGGGCUUGCGGGCCGCAGAAAAUGACCCGCGUGUUUGAGACCCCUGUGCUAGAUGAUGACUGGCAGUACCCACUGAGGCAAGGUGGGUUUAGAGGAUUGAGGGUUCCCCUGGGAGGGGAAAUACAGAAUAAGGGGUUACUGUGGGGGCAGCACCUCAAGGUAAAGGGCACUCGGGUCCGGCAGGGACAUGGAUGCCAGCGGCAAGCGAGACACUGGCCAGUAGGAGGCGCUCUGUACACUGGAGAGCUACUUCCCGAGAUGACCAGCAGAAGGCACUGUGCUGGUGAGUCUUGACCUCGCUACAGCGCCAUUGGAUUAGAGGAGCUUUUGUGGCAAGUACCACCAGUAGAGCAAUGUUUGUGUAAUAUAAUAUCAUAAGCAUAUUUUCAUAAAGAAUGUAGAGUAUAAUAUCACACCCCACAUGUAUGUUUGCUGCUCUGCAAAUAGUAAAGGAGCAUGCACCUUUGGGUCUAAAUGCUCAUGACAAUAAUGCAGAGCCAUGCAAGCUCCAUGAUUCUGUGUGAGAUGGCAGACAGUGAGGAGGGCCAGGCAGGUUAGUGGGUUUAGAAAAAAAGGUGUAAUCAUUAUGUAUACAUUUAUGUAUGGGAUACUUAUAAAAUUAGUGGAUGGUUAACAAUGCAUUAUAAGAAGUUGGAUCCCAUGGCCACAACCACCCCGUCUGACCUGUUUGAUACCCAGCAUAUACUGCCAAACCAAAGCUUCCCAAAAUACAGUGGGUGGAUAGUGGGAUAUCUAUUCAUGGUGCAUCUCACUCUGAAUCUAUACAAGUGCUUCUGGUGAGUACCCUGACUGCUGAGGCAAGGAGUCCAGGAGGCAUGCACACAAGUGACAUAGUAAUGGUAGUGACUCUAUGGUGACAUAACUUGAGUUAACCCAAACUUAAAGUGUACAUAUGGCCUUAGGUAUAUUAAAUGUUUGGGAGUAUGAGGGUAGACUAAGAUUCAUUCAGGUGUUUAGGCUCAAGGCAUUGGAACUGGCCUUACUGCACCAUACAGGCUCAGGAACAAAGAGGCACAAAAAAAAGGUAUCAUUUAUUUAUUAAAAUUUCUUGACUCAAGGGUGUAUAACUCCAUGAUUUUAGAAUUCUUGUGAUUGUAAAGGUAUCUUGGGGUUGUAGAUGUGUGUUCGUUAUGUUUUGAAAGGAAAAACUAAUGAACGGGUUGAACAAAGAAUUAGAUCAGUCCCUCAGGAUAAGUAGAUUGGCUAUUAACUAAGAUAAUCAGGCCCAUGCUCUGCAUGUCCCUAAAACAUUCUUUGACUGCCACAUAUUGGGAGUGGACAAUGGGAUGGUUCAAUGGGUCGUUGCCUGGUCUUGAUCAUUCCCUUAGAAGUACCUGGCAUUGGCCACUGUCACAAGACAGGAUACUAGAUUAGGCGGACUAUUGGUUUGACCACCAAUAUUUACCCCAUUGGUGGAUUGACUCAAAACAAAGUUUUGACAAUAGGCCAGAAAUUCAGAGUGGAAGUCAGAUGAUCCAACAGAAUAAACAUCUGCUCUACAAAUGAGAAGAAAAAAUUAGAAUUAAAAAUUCAGGGAAUUCAGGGAAUCCCAGCAGCAGAUAAGACAACUUGACUCGGAGACUUUAUGCAUUCAGAUACAGUGAUAAGGGAUUCUUUGUUUCUGAGGGGAUAUAUGUAAAAUAUUUCACUGAAUUAAGUUUGAGAUUAUCUAUACUGGCAAGUUAAAAUGCUCUAACUUGCUAGUUCAGGGGUGUGGAAAAAUCACAACCCCCCCCCCCCCCCCCCCCGACGCGCAGCAAGUUUGAGCGCUUUAAAGCGCUAGUGUGGACAGGCUCGGCUCCCCGUGCUUGGAGCUAAUUCCCUCAUCGAGGUGGAUUACCAGGAGCACUGGCACCUGUGACAUCCCUUUGAACUUUGUAGUGUAGACAUAGCCUCAGUAGGUUAGAUCAGACAAAGAGGAGAUGCAUUGACUAGGCAUUGGGAUGCCUGUGCCUUUAAGAACCCAGCCCUGGGAAGCCGAUGCUGAGAGGUGCUGUCUGUGAGAGGGGGAAAUAAAAAAGCCCCUUUGCCCCCCCCCACCCCCCAUUUUGGCAAACACUGGUGUCUCAGUCCCACUGGGGUAACUGCUACCUCCUCUGCCCCUGCCUGUGCUGGGUUUUGCCCUCUGCCAGCGCCUCACUCCUGGGCUUAACUCCACCUUCUCCCCCCCCCAUCCCUGAUUUUCCCUUUAGCCCCUCUCCUAAUCCUGCCUCCAGCUGCUUGACCCCUCUGACCAGUCAAUUUCUGCCCCCCUGCUCCGAUUCACCCCCUUUGCCACUUUUUAACCCUUGUAAAUAGCAGUCAGCAGAUUUUUACGGCUAAUAAGGGCAGGGUGAAGGGCAGUGGCUUCAGCAUCUGUUACUGAGCAUGCUCAGUUCGUGUGACCAUACAAAAAAGCCACUUUGUUCAAAUAAAAAAGCCUCUCGUCCCCCCGCAACAAACUAUUUUGGCAAACACUGGUGUCUCAGUCCCACUGGGGUAAGUGCUACCCCCUCUAACCCUGCCUGUGCUGAUCAUUCUGACAUCCUCUGGCAGUGCCUCACUCCUGGGCUUAACUCUGCCCCCCCAUCCCUGAUUUUCCCUUUAGCCCCUCUACUAAUGCUGCCUCCAGCUGCUUGACCCCUCUGACCAGUCAAUUUCCACCCCCUGCUCAGACCCUGGCCACCCCCCUGCUCUGAUUCACCCCCUUUGCCACUUUUUAACCCCUGUCAAAAGCAGUUCGCAGAAUCUUAUGGGUAUAAGGGCAGGGUGAAGGGUAGUGGCUUCAGCAGAUGAACUGAGCAUGCUCAGUACACCGUAAGUAACACAUUACUACGCAGCACAAUAUUGGUGGCUCACGCUCCUGUGUGUUGCCAUAGCGUAUCGUGACAAUGGACGGAGCACGGAGACCAGCUAGGUUAAGUUGUCCUCUCCUAUUUCCAUCCCUUUCUCUGGCUCAGUUAUUUUCGUAACUGAGGUUUGUCUUCAGACACUUGAGUUUUGCAGGUUCUCUCGUGUCAUUUGUGCCUGGCUUCCUGCUGUGAUCGCUGCCUGCUGUUUUGUGUUCCUACUUGUUUCUGGGUCUGCUACAGAUGAAAACAAAGCUAUUCUGCAAACAGUGUCAAGGCUUGUACCUUGUCCCAUAAUAGGUUACUGGUGAGAGAACACAAUUAAGCAACAUAAGACAAAAGCUAAAUAGAUAGCAUCAUGGUCACUGCUCAGGAGUCAGGACAACCACAGACCUGCUGUGACAUCUUAUGCAAUCCACUUCAUCUGUGAAGCAGAGAAAAUGCUUUCUUCCUUGAUAUUGUUUCGGGUGAUUACUUUUGGCUUAAAUGCAUUUACUCUCCGCUAUGUAUCAAAAGAAAUGAUUGGCCUUGUGAAUGUAAGGCUAACAUUGCUUUAUUCUACAGUUGUUUUCUUAGCCAGAGAGGCGUUCCGUAGGGCUUGUUUGAGUGGCAGCACAAAGCGAAAUUGGACCAAAACUAUUAAUCUUUUGUGGCUAACAGUUCCUUUGGGGGUGUGUUGGUCACUGUUCCUGGGCUGGAUCUGGCUACGGUUACUUGAAGUUCCUGAUCCUAACUCCGUUCCCUACUAUAAGAUUGGAGUAGUUGCAUUUGGUCUUUCUGCAGUGGUUGAACUUCUAGGAGAACCAUUCUGGGUUUUGGCACAAGCACAUUUGUUUAUUAGGCUUAAGGUAAUUGCUGAAAGUCUUUCAAUAAUCUCCAAAUGCAUUUUGACAGUUAUUUUAGUAGUGCUGUAUCCACAAUGGGGACUUUACAUUUUUUCUUUGGCCCAGCUUUUAUACACCAGUAUUCUGGUGUUGUGCUAUGUAAUGUAUUUCAUGAAGUUUUUGGGUUCUCCUGAAGCAACAAAGAAAUCUUUUCCACUUUCUAGAAUGACAGAUCUGUUACCCAACUUGACUGAAGACCAGACUGUGGUUGACUGGAAAGAGGCUAGGUUGACUUGGAGCUUCUUUAAACAAUCUUUCUUGAAACAGAUGUUGACAGAAGGUGAAAGAUACGUGAUGACUUUUUUGAAUGUGCUAAAUUUUGGAGACCAGGGUGUGUAUGACAUAGUGAAUAACCUUGGUUCUCUGGUGGCUAGAUUUAUCUUUUUGCCAAUAGAGGAGAGUUUUUACAUUUUCUUUGCUAAGGUGCUGGAAAGAGGGACGGAUGUAAAGCUACAGAAACAAGAUGAUAUUGCAAUGGCUGCAGCAGUGUUGGAGUCACUGUUAAAACUCGUGCUUCUGGUAGGCCUGAGCAUUACAGUUUUUGGCUACGCCUAUUCUCAACUGGCUCUGGAUAUUUAUGGAGGUUCAAUGCUCAGUUCAGGAUCAGGUCCCAGUCUCCUGCGCUGCUAUUCUUUAUAUGUCCUGCUUCUUGCUGUCAAUGGAGUAACAGAAUGUUUUACAUUUGCUUCUAUGUGCAAAGAGGAGGUAGACAGGUUCAAUUUUGUUAUGCUGGCCUUGUCCUUCACAUUCUUGUGCGUCUCUUAUUUCUUGACUCAGUGGCAAGGCAGUGUAGGCUUUAUCCUUGCAAACUGCUUCAAUAUGAGUAUUCGAAUAGCACACAGCAUUCACUACAUCGACAAUUACUUCAAAGAGAGCUCUUACAGACCUUUGAAAGGGCUGCUACUCUCGCCAUCACUAAUUUUUGUUUAUAUUAUUAGUGGAGUAGUCACUGUUUUUUCAGAGGUAUUCUUGUGCUGUGAUAAAGGCUGGCUGGCGAGGCUGAUUCACAUCACUGUGGGAGCUCUGUGCUUCACAGCAACACUUAUCACUGUAUUUUUCACAGAGACCAAGCUGAUUAACUUUGUUAGAACGCAGUUCCUGUCACGAUAUACCAAGAAAGAAACUUAAAAUGAUCAUGUACGGAAUAAUUGUUAUGUAUGUAUGUAUAUGUUUGCUACAAAGGUAUAUUUUAUAUAUAAAAUAUGCACAGGAUAAGUUUUAAUGGCACCUUGUAAGGUUUCUUUAAAAAAACAAACAAACAAACAAAAAAACUCCCAUAGAAUAUUUCUGAGACUGUGUAGCUGAAAUGGAAAUAUUUGGCAACCAGAUACUAUUUCCAUUUUCAAAUCCUUUAAACUCAUAACAGGUUCCAACACAAAUUAUACCAACCCUGAGCCAGGUAAUUCUCCUUGUCAUUCUUAUCAAAGCUUUUUCCUUCAUAACAGUAUUGCCUAACAUGAAACAAUUUGGAACGGAAAACUUCAGACAUUUUAUGUUCUAAACAAAUAAAUGGAAUGCACAAACUUUUAUAUGGAUGCAUGUGGAUUGUACAAGAGUGCUUGUUUUUCUAUAUACCGUUUACUUACCAUCCUAGUCAAUAUACCCAAAAUAUACUUCUUCAGUGUUCACUAAACUAGUGAACAAUAUUGUGUUUUGGAAGGAAGUUCUGCAAAGCGUAAGCCCUCUCUGUUCUUUCUCCUGAGUGCAAGUCACAGCUGAAAUUUCCCAAAGUCCAGAAGCUCAAUAGAGUUAAACUUAAAUCCUAUAACUUUUAUUUUAUCUCUAUUUUUAGUCAAUUUAUAAAUACCAGUGCAAACAAAAAAUUUAAAUAAAAAUAUUCUCUCAUAA
Chrysemys picta bellii (western painted turtle) is the source of this 5736-nucleotide messenger RNA. It is a transcript of the gene RFT1, whose product is annotated as RFT1 homolog. Gene Ontology annotation, biological process: glycolipid translocation; dolichol-linked oligosaccharide biosynthetic process. The record is from RefSeq and is a predicted model, not a curated record. NCBI's taxonomy places the organism in Eukaryota, Metazoa, Chordata, Testudines, Emydidae. Gene Ontology annotation, cellular component: endoplasmic reticulum membrane.